UCUCUCUCUCUCUCUCUCUCUCUAACUGUAUCUCCUUCAACCUCUUGUUUUCAUACUCUUUUCUUUUGUCUGUGUGACUUUUCUAGUUUUGCAAAGCUCAUUCAAUUCUUCAGUUUUCUGUAAAAAUCAAAGCUUUUUGCAAUCAUUCUCCGGGCCAGAGUUUUCUUUUAACCGGCGCAAGCUUUUGUCGAGCGUGAUUUAUCACUGGGUUUGCAUAUUUUUCCUGGUGGGUAUUCUUCUAAUUGUUCAAAGUUCCGACCUUUAUUUUUAUAAAGAGUUUGGUCACUAGAAUCUGAAGCUGGAGAGACUCGAGUUUUUAUGGUUUCAAGCUUUAUUGAGUUGUGUAGAAGAAAGGGUUUGGAGUUUCGCGUAAGUUAUUUGGAGUUUCAGAGAUAUUCUGGUUUUGGGUUAGGUGAGACCUUGUCUAGCCUGGGAGAUAAAUGAUGAAUACGAGUGAUUUGGGUUGGGAUGAUGAAGAGAAGCCGGUGGUUAGUGCCGUUUUAGGGCAUUUAGCUUCAGAUUUUCUUCGAGCAAACUCAAAUUCGAAUCAGAAUCUGUUUUUGGUUAUGGGAACUGAUGAUAAUUUGAAUAAGAAGCUCUCUAGUCUCGUAGAUUGGCCCAACUCGGAGAAUUUCAGCUGGAACUACGCUAUUUUCUGGCAACAGACCAUGUCUAGAUCCGGGCAACAGGUCUUAGGUUGGGGAGAUGGGUGUUGUCGAGAGCCUAAUGAGGCCGAGGAAUCAAAAGCUCUUCGGUCUUAUCAUUUUAACAACCUGGGAUUAGAGGAAGAGACAUGGCAAGAUAUGAGGAAGAGAGUGUUGCAGAAGCUUCAUAGGUUGUUUGGUGGAUCUGAUGAAGACAAUUAUGCUUUGAGCUUAGAGAAAGUUACUGCUACUGAGAUUUUCUUCUUAGCUUCUAUGUAUUUCUUCUUCAAUCACGGUGAAGGUGGUCCGGGGAGGUGCUAUGCUUCAGGGAAGCAUGUUUGGCUCUCUGAUGCUGUUAACUCCGAGUCUGAUUAUUGUUUCAGGUCUUUCAUGGCUAAGUCUGCGGGAAUCAGAACGAUCGUCAUGGUUCCUACUGAUGCUGGUGUUCUUGAGCUUGGUUCUGUUUGGUCUUUGCCUGAAAACAUUGGCUUGGUGAAGUCUGUUCAAGCUUUGUUCAUGAGGAGAGUUGCGCAGCCUUUGACGGUGACUUCAAACGCUAACAUGAGUGGUGGCAUUCACAAGCUCUUUGGGCAGGAUUUGAAUAACUUGGAACAUGGAGCUCGCGCAUAUCCUAAGAAGCUGGAUGUGAGAAGAAACUUGGAUGAGAGGAUCACUCCUCAAAGUAGGGAAGGCUGUAAUCAUAACAAGGGUCAAACAUUUGGUGGUUACACAUCUCAGAGACAAGACGUGAUAGUGCAAGAGAAUGUGAAUGUGGUUUUAGAUGAUAACAAGUACAAGAUGCAGACUGAAUUUGCGGGAUCAUCCGUUGCUGCUUCUUCGAAUCCAUCUACAAAUACUCAACUAGAAAAAUCAGAUUCUUGUACCGUGAAAAGACCAGCAGCCUUAUUAGCAGCAUCAGGAGCAGGAACGGUUUCUGUUGUUGAUGAGAAGAGACCGCGGAAACGAGGAAGAAAGCCUGCAAACGGAAGAGAAGAGCCACUGAACCAUGUGGAAGCUGAAAGGCAGAGACGCGAGAAACUUAACCAAAGGUUUUACGCAUUACGGUCAGUUGUUCCAAACAUUUCCAAAAUGGACAAAGCUUCGCUACUUGGAGAUGCAAUUUCUUACAUCAAAGAGCUUCAAGAGAAAGUAAAGAUCAUGGAAGCUGAAAGAGUAAGAACAGAGAGCAGCUUAUCGGAAUCAAACCCGAUGGCCACAAGAACAGUCGAAAGUCCAGAAGUUGACAUUCAAGUUGUGAAUGAAGAGGUUGUUGUAAGAGUAAUCUCACCGUUUGAUUCACAUCCAGCUUCAAGAAUCAUACAAGCAAUAAGAAACUCAGAGGUUAGUGUAAUGGAGUCUAAGUUAUCAUUAGCCGAAGAGACAAUCUUUCACACUUUUGUGGUAAAGUCUAACAACGGGUCGGAUCCAUUGACGAAAGAGAAGCUUAUAGCAGCGGUUUACCCGGAAAUAAGCUCGACGCAGCAGCCAUUACCGUCUUCUAGUUCACAGGUUUCUGGUGAUUUCUAGGUCUCACUCACAUGAUGGUGAAAGCUUCAUUGUUCCAGUAUAGAUAACUUUCGUCAGGUUCAACUAGAAAUAGAUAAAAAAUCCUUUUUUCUUUACUCUUUUCUUAGAGUGAAAGGAAUCCAGUUUUCGUAUAUCCGCUAACGUUAUUAUACCUAUGUGAUGUGACUAUGUCGAUGAUUAAUUCACAUAUUUGUAUCUUGGGAACAUUUUUUCCUACUUAAGAAAACGAAAUAAAGUAGUAAGAAAGAUAUAUUUGACUUUA
Messenger RNA from Capsella rubella, 2433 nucleotides. RefSeq names its product transcription factor ABA-INDUCIBLE bHLH-TYPE. Gene Ontology annotation, molecular function: protein dimerization activity; transcription cis-regulatory region binding; DNA-binding transcription factor activity. Gene Ontology annotation, biological process: regulation of DNA-templated transcription. The transcript has a single exon. Lineage: Eukaryota; Viridiplantae; Streptophyta; Magnoliopsida; Brassicales; Brassicaceae. The record is from RefSeq and is a predicted model, not a curated record. Bases 441 to 2171 code for a protein of 576 amino acids. Gene Ontology annotation, cellular component: nucleus.